AUGUCGACGAAUAUUACUAUCAACAAUGUUAACGAUAGAACAGGCGGUAAGACUGAAGAAAUUGAGAUGGACUGUGCCCUGCAACACUUAGAGCGGGUCACCCUACUCUACCCUCAUCGUUAUGAUCCGACUUACCAUCUUGAGGUCUUUGAAGAUGUCAAAGAACUUUUGUUUCUUACCCUAACUACGAACAAGAAGGAUGUAGUCAAGAAGGACAGCAGGGCUGUUGGCAUGUCAAACCGGUCAUUGCCCAUGCUAUUUGAUGAGGCUAAAGCCACAGUCGGUCGGACCAAAUUUGUCUCCCACUCGCCUGGCGUAUGGGAAAUCGAGGUGAAGAGCACGACAAGCCCUAUCAUAUUGCUUGCGGCAACUACAACAACAGCACCACCACCUCCAGCAGGUGAAAGCGAAAAUACGGAUGGUCAAGACCAGCCUCUUCCAGCGGAUUCCGUAGGUAAAAAUGAAGACCUAGAUACCGUGCAGCCCGGAGCUAAGACUACAGACGACGAUACUCCUGCGGAGGAGAUGAAGGCUAUGCAGAAUUUUCUUGAGAAGCAGUUCAAAGCUAUCCAGAUAUACAAACGUGACCUUGUGAAGCUCGAAACAGAUCAGAUGACAAGAUUGGCGCUCGUGAAAGAAUACAAACAAAAAAUUGCGAGCACUUCGGCCGACUUUCAAAAGAUAGAGCUCACGAUCCUCUUUGAAAAGCGACACAAAAUCAGAGGUUGGGACAAGGCAUACUUCAAGAAGGUCAAAGAAUACGAGGAUAAGAAGACUAGUCAAAUAGCAGGAGAAGGAGAAGAGACUAGUGCAGCUGGCUAG
Messenger RNA from Bacidia gigantensis, 822 nucleotides. RefSeq lists its product as uncharacterized. Bases 1 to 822 code for a protein of 273 amino acids. The transcript has 2 exons. NCBI's taxonomy places the organism in Eukaryota, Fungi, Ascomycota, Lecanoromycetes, Lecanorales, Ramalinaceae. The record is from RefSeq and is a predicted model, not a curated record.